UACCCAUUACCGCGGUUUUCUCACCAUCCCCCGUGUUAUCAUUGGAUAUUACUUCUAAACACAGUACAAGGAUCUGGCAUGCUGUAGAAGCACCGAAGAUGCUCGUUUACUCAUUGCGGCCUCGUGUGCCAGCAUGCUGCCAUAAAUUCCCAAGGCUUUGUCCGUCCUAACAUCGCAGCUCUCAAACAUAUCUGUCACGAUGCGGCCAUUCAACAUGUUCAAGGCAUUCGGGGGCUCUUCUCGCAAUCCAAAUAAUCAUCGCCCUGAUCGCGCAGUCUACAAUGACUACAGCGAGGAAUUUCCAAAACCCGAUUAUCAUCAACCCAUUCCUCAACCACAACUGAGAAGGCAUGAGACACUGCUAAGAAAAAGGAUGGAGCCAGUAUUCACUCCUGUUCCAUCACGUGCACCUACUGACGGAGAUGAAUACUACGAUGGCUACGUUCGGGUGGACAACCCUCAGACUAUCCUAGGGGGAACUCUCAACGCCCGCCCCACAAGGCCAGAAAAUCCGUUGAGCCCUGUUCCGUCCGUCGAGCGAGACGAUGGCGACAGUCGAUUUUCAGAAACAUUUUCUGAGCAAGGACAUAUUAUACAUAGCUCCCCAAGGAUGCCAGAUCAGCCUGCAUCUCUACAUCGCCAUAUGCGAGAUGGAGCCACUCGGGCUGAUUCUUUUAGCCACGGCAACGUUUCGGGUCGUCACAUGCCUGACGACCCUGCUAUCACCCACAUCAACAGAUCUAAUGACUCAGGAAGCGAUCAUACUGUUGAGGCGCCCAGGACGCCAAUGUCUAGUCACUCUCAUGCGAGAACGGCUUCUAUACACACUCCCGGUGGUUACCCGGGGAAGACUCCUACUAAUAUAUAUGGAGACGGCCACGAGGUUUGCCAUUGAUACACGUUUUCCGACAACUAUAAUGAUUGCAUAUAGGCCCAUCCGAUGCGACACGAUGAAAUCCACCCAGGUGGGCACGGCCGGGCUCCUCACUCAGGUAGUCAUGGUCCUAUUUAUUACAUCAUCCCUGGCGGGGUGAGUGUUAUAUUCCAAGACGAAUACGGGAAUGAAGUCGCAAGGUA
Molecule: messenger RNA, 1077 nt
Organism: Suillus subaureus
Lineage: Eukaryota; Fungi; Basidiomycota; Agaricomycetes; Boletales; Suillaceae
Exons: 4
Coding region: 200-895 (231 amino acids)
Source: RefSeq, a predicted model, not a curated record